CAAAAUCUAGAGAGGAACAACGUCGCCACAGCCCUGGUCUUCAGAGGAAGCUGCCCACCCUCCCUCAACCUGCAAGUACGGCUCGAUGGCCUGGUUCCCAGGUUGGGCUUGAGGGUCAUCGAGUCGGUGUCACGCGUGCCAUCACGGCUUCUAAAGCCACAGGAAGCGGGGCCGUUCCGCGGAGCUGCUUGUCACCGCUGGCCAGCCGCAGCAGCGACGCGGACUUGGGGACGCGUGCGCGGGGCGGGGACCAGGCCACCCGCCUCCUCCGGCUGGGGAGUCCCCGGGGCCAGAGCACGGGGAAGUCCCGAGCAGGGGUACAAGAACGUGGCGCGCGCCCAGGAGAGUAGCCUGGACGGUGUCGCAGCGCUCCAGCCAUGUCGCGAGGCCUCCAGUUCCUGCUCCUCGGCUGCGCCUGCAGCCUGGCGCCAGCGAUGGCGAUGCGGGAGGUGACGGUGGCUUGCUCCGAGACGGCUGACCUGCCGUGCCCAGCGCCUUGGGACCCGCAGCUCUCUUACGAGGUAUCCUGGGCCAAGCUCUCAGAGGGUGGCAAUGAGAGGCUGGAACUCCCCCAGAGCAGGCAAAAUGACUCCUUCGAGGAUCCCAAAACAAGGUCUUACUCUCUGACAAUCCAGAACACUACUGUCUGCAGCUCUGGCAUCUACAGGUGUGCCCUGCAGGAGCUGGGAGGGCAGCGCAACGUCAGUGGCACUGUGGCUUUGAAAGUGACAGGAUGCCCCAAGGAAGCUGCAGAAUCUCUUUUCCGGAAGUACAGGGCCGAAGCUGUGCUGCUCUUCUCUCUGGUCAUUUUCUACCUGACGCUCAUCAUUUUCACUUGCAAGUUUGCACGACUGCAGAGUAUUUUUCCAGAUAUUUCUAAACCUGGUUCGGAACAAGCUUUUCUUCCAGUCACCUCCCCAAGCAAGCAUUCGGGGCCAGUGACCCUUCCCAAGACAGAAACAGUAUGAGUAGGGUCUGCUGGUUUUUACAAAGCCAAGCACAUACCAGAUCAGUGUGCCUGAAUGCUGCCUGGACAAGAGAAGAAUGAGCCCCACCCUCGGAUGGCAACCUUCCUCUGAAGUCCUUAACCUGACAGUGGGUUCCACACUACUUCCUGCCACGGGGUCUUGAGCACCAUCACAUGAUCAUGAAGCAUGGGGCCAUCACUGCUUCUCUAUGGCUGUCAGCUUAGUGUUUCAUGUGGCUAUCUGGUCAACUUCUUCUAUGCUUUUCCAGUCAUGUAAAAGCUAUGGUGAGACGCAGGUGGAGUAAGGACAUGGGAAAUUUGAACACUCUGAGCUAGUCUUGUGACAGACUCCCAAGGACAGCUGUCCUCGUCUACAUCUGGGAUACAGCUCUUUGAAUUUGUCCUGUUUUGUUGCACCAGUCCAGAUGUCUCAUAUCUGGCAGAAGUUGACAGGCCAAGCUGUGAGCCAGCGGGAAAGAUUUAGCAAAUAAUUUCCCAGUGCGAAGGUCCUGCUAUUAGUAAGGAGUAUUAUGUGUACAUAGAAAUGAGAGGUCAGUGAACUGUUCCUCAGCAGGGCCUUUUCAUCUGGGAAAGACAUCCAUAAAGCGGCAAUACAGAGGGAUGCCACAUUUAUUUUUUUAAUCUACAUGUACUUGUAAGAAAAGAAUUUUCAUGUUUUUCAAAGAAGUUUCUUAAAAAAAAAAAAAGAUUGUCUAGUUGGAUAGCUUUGCUA
This is a messenger RNA of Chionomys nivalis (European snow vole), 1700 nucleotides long. It is a transcript of the gene Cd83, whose product is annotated as CD83 molecule. The record is from RefSeq and is a predicted model, not a curated record. Bases 378 to 968 code for a protein of 196 amino acids. The transcript is spliced from 5 exons. Lineage: Eukaryota; Metazoa; Chordata; Mammalia; Rodentia; Cricetidae.